This is a messenger RNA of Trifolium pratense (red clover), 1730 nucleotides long. RefSeq names its product root phototropism protein 3. The coding region runs from base 71 to 1336 and encodes 421 amino acids. The record is from RefSeq and is a predicted model, not a curated record. The transcript is spliced from 2 exons. NCBI's taxonomy places the organism in Eukaryota, Viridiplantae, Streptophyta, Magnoliopsida, Fabales, Fabaceae.
AUUAUAUAAACAGGAUUAUAUUAUAUAGUAUAGUAUAGCAUUUACCCUGAACUGUACUAUACUCACCAAAAUGAAGAAACAAUGUUUCAAAGAAUCAGAAACAAGUCCAAACCAACAAGUAUCCUUGGAAUAUUGCUGUUGGUUUGAAGAUGCAUGCAUUCUUGACAUGGAUUACUUUGUUAAGACUCUUUCAAACAUCAAACAAAAAGGUGUUCAUGCCGAUUUAAUUGGUUCCGUCAUCACUCACUAUGCUUCCAAAUGGCUCCCUGACUUAGAAACUUCAAAUGCAAAUGCUAGUGCAAAUUCACCUGAAAGUGUAACAACAUCAUGGAUGAAGAAAAGGUUCUUUGUUGAAACUUUAGUCAGUGUUCUUCCACCAGACAAAGAUUCAAUUCCAUGCAACUUCCUCCUUCGUCUUCUAAGAACAGCAAACAUGGUUACUGUCGAUUCUACUUAUCGAACCGAGCUUGAGAACCGAAUUUCAUGGCAGUUAGAUCAAGCUUCAUUGAAAGAACUCAUGAUACCUUCUUUUAGUCAUACUUGUGGGACCCUUUUGGAUGUUGAGCUUAUUAUUAGAUUGGUUAAGAGGUUUUUGAGUUUGGAUCAUGAUGGAUCUAAAAAUGGUGCUGCUUUAGUUAAGGUUGCUAAGUUGGUUGAUUGUUACCUUGCUGAGGUUGGUUUGGAUGCUAAUUUGAGUUUAUCUCAAUUUGCUGCACUUGCUGGUGCUCUUCCUAGUCAUGCAAGAGCUACUGAUGAUGGUUUGUAUAGAGCCAUUGACACUUAUCUUAAGGCACAUCCAAGCGUGUCGAAGCAAGAAAGGAAGGGACUGUGUAGGUUGAUUGAUAGCAGGAAACUCACACCAGAAGCCUCACUUCAUGCAGCUCAAAACGAACGGUUGCCGGUGAGAGCUGUUAUACAGGUUCUCUUCUCUGAACAAACGAAACUCAACCGCCACAUUGAUUGGAGUGCUUCUUUCAGUAGUAUGAGAAGUCCAAGUGGAUAUGGUGGUGUGCUCGACACGCCAGCACGGUGCCUUUCGAAGCGCGAAAUGAACGUGCAGCAAAUGGAGAUAAAGAAACUGAAGGAAGAUGUUUAUAGGCUGCAAAGCCAGUGCAAUGCCAUGCAAGCACAGAUGGAAAAGAUGGCUGAGAAGAAGAAAGGUUUCUUCAAAUGGAAGAAACUUUCUUUUCAUAAAAGCAAUGGAGAGAUGGAGAAUGUUGAACAGCAAGAAGCUGAAACUGAAUUUGGGUUUGGAAGACAAACACCUACGGACAUGAAAACUAGUACUGUGGCCAAAACUAGGACUCCUCAAAAGUGGAGGAAAUCUCUAUCCUGAAAGAGAAGCUUUCACUGUCAAUGUCAAUAACAAAAUAAAAAAUUAAGUUGUUAUAUAAGUUUGUUUAUUGGAGUUAAAAAACUUUGGAAAUAAUGUAGGAUAGAGACCUACUUUGGAAUAAAUUCAAUAAAGAUGUGGCGAUGCCAAAGUUUUGGAUACAAUUUUGACUACAUAAAUCGAAGUUUUAUAUGCAACAUUUAGUAGUUAGUGGUUUGUUUCUUAUGUUCUAUUAAAAAGUUGUUUAGUAACAUAAAAGUUUGUUUUGUAUGUGCUUCAGAGCAGAUCGAAAGCACCCUAAGAGUAUUACAUCAAGACGAGAUUGUUUUUUCUGUACCAAGAUCAUUUCUGCUUGUAAGUUUGAUGAAGGGAAUUAUGAAUAAGGAAAUUAAUAUAG